UUUCCCAUCGUCUGCUACAAAAAUUCAACCAUCUCCUCCUCCACCCUCCAUCAAUCUCUUCAUUCAAAUCAUCACCUGCUACAGUUUUUUCCUUCUCAUUCUUUUCUGCUGUUUCUCAAAUUUCAUUGCUUUCUUUUUCUCUCCCAAUUUCUUGAUUGAUCCCCCUUCAAUCUUUUCAUUCAGUUUUCUGGGGUUUUGUUUCUUUCAUUCCAUUACCCCCCCCUUUUUCUGAAUCUGGAGAAUCUCCGAUACCCUUUUCCAGUUUUUUUCUUGUAUAAAUUAUACCCCUUUUCGGGUCAAGAUUUUUCUUGUAGGAGGUUGACCGACUUCGCUGAUUUCUACUACAAUGUGCCCUUUUUCGCCUACGUAAAUCCACGUUUCUGGCUUCUAUCAAUUCAACUUUUCUUCACAUUUACAUUAUUCUGUGGUUUGAAUUUGGCUGAUUGGAUAUGAAGUUAUUAGUACGUGUGAUUGAAGCCAAAAAUAUACCUGCCAUGGAUCCAAAUGGGUCCAGUGAUCCAUAUGUUAAGUUAAAAGUAGGCCAUCAAAGAUGCAAGACUAAAGUGGUAAAAAAGUGCCUGAACCCUUCUUGGUGCGAGGAGUUUAGUUUCAAGGUGGAAGACUUAAAGGAACAGCUUGUUGUUUCUGUCUUGAAUGAUGACAAGUACUUCAAUGAUGAUUUUAUUGGAAGUGUUAAAAUUCCUAUUUCUCGGGUUUUUGAUACGCCUGACAAGUCCCUAGGUACUGUUUGGUACCCUUUGCAACCCAAGAAGAAAUCCAAGAUUAAGGAUUGUGGUGAAGUUCUUAUCACAAUAUGCUUCUCGCAAAAUAAGCCUCAAUCGGACUUGCAACCUCAAGUCGAGAAUGGAACAAUAUCACCUGCGAGGUCUUCCACUAGUUCAAGAAUGCCAUCUCCAAUGAGGUCAGAGGAAGCUGCUCCUAUCAAGGAGGAGAAGUCAAACAAAGAAAAAAUUUCAAGUCUACUUUCUCAGAUUUUUAACAGAAACAGCGAUUCAGUACAGCCAGCAGCCAGCAAUAAAAUCACAGAUUUACCUGAGUUACCUGAAACUGAUGAUUCUGAGGUAUCUGAGGACAAAGUUGAAGAGCAGUCCUCAUCUGCUAAUUUUGAAGAACUUAUGAAAAGCAUGGAGGAGAAAGAUCAAUCCAGCGAAAUGCCUGGUAAUUUGCCUGGAGGGAUAAUGCUAGAUCAGAUGUAUGUGAUUGCACCAUCUGAACUCAACUCUUUGCUCUUUUCAUCUGAUUCAAACCAUCUGAGACAGGUGGCAGAGAUUCAGGGAAGUACAGAUCUGCAAGUUGGACCUUGGAAAUUUGAUCCUGAAAGUGGGAGUCUAAAAAGGGUGGUUACCUAUGUUAAAGCAGCAUCUAGGCUGAUUAAGGCUAUAAAAGCAAUAGAAGAUCAAACAUAUCUAAAAGCUGAUGGGAAAUGUUACGCAGUGUUAGCAAGUGUGAACACUCCGGAAGCUCCAUAUGCAAGCAAUUAUAGGGUCGAAGUUCUCAUGUGCAUCUCUCCAGGGCCUGAGUUGCCAUCAGGAGAACAAUCUUCCCAUUUGGUAGUAUCAUGGCGAAUGAAUUUCUUGCACAAUACCAUGAUGAAGGGUAUGAUAGAAGGGGGUGCCCGCCAAGGUGUGAAGGAGAGCUUUGAGCAAGUUGCGACUUUAUUAGCUGAAAAGUUGAAGGUCCUUGAUAUGAAGGACGUUGGCUCUGAAAAGGAACAGGCUUUGGCAUCUCUACAGGUUGAGAAACAGUCAGACUGGAGACUUGCUGUUCAAUACUUUGCUAAUUUUACGGUCAUUUCCACCAUACUUAUGGGAUUAUAUGUGCUUGUGCACCUCUGCCUAGCCAUGCCUAGUACCAUUCAGGGGCUUGAAUUUGGUGGGUUAGACUUGCCAGAUUCAAUUGGGGAAGUUGUUGUGUGUGGAGUCUUGGUCCUCCAAGGUGAAAGAGUUAUGCAUUUGAUAUCACGCUUUAUGCAAGCUAGAGUACAAAAAGGUGGUGAUCAUGGAAUCAAAGCACAGGGGGAUGGAUGGUUGCUAACUGUCGCAUUGGUUGAGGGAAGCAACUUACCAUCUAUUGACUUAAAUGGCUUAUCUGAUCCAUACGUGGUCUUCACAUGCAAUGGUAAAACGAGAACCAGCUCAAUCAAGUUCCAAAAAUCUGAUCCUCGCUGGAAUGAAAUUUUUGAAUUUGAUGCUAUGGAUGACCCUCCUUCUACGCUGGAUGUUGAAGUUUAUGAUUUUGAUGGUCCUUUUGAUGAAGCUGUCUCUUUGGGACGUACUCGAAUUAAUUUUGUAAAAACUAAUAUAUCUGAUUUAGGUGAUGUGUGGGUUCCUCUUCAAGGGAAGUUAGCUCAAGCCUGCCAGUCUAAAUUGCAUUUAAGAAUAUUUUUGAAUAACACGAGAGGUAGCAACAUUAUUAAAGAAUAUUUAACCAAGAUGGAAAAGGAGGUGGGAAAGAAGAUAAGAUUACGGUCUCCUCAGACAAAUUCGGCAUUUCAGAAGCUCUUUAAGCUUCCACCUGAGGAAUUCCUAAUAAAUGAUUUUACUUGUCAUUUGAAGCGCAAAAUGCCCCUCCAGGGUCGUCUGUUUCUGUCAGCGAGAAUAAUAGGGUUCCAUGGAGACCUAUUCGGACACAAAACUAACUUCUUUUUUCUAUGGGAGGAUAUAGAAGAUAUUCAAGUGGUUCCUCCUACUUUGUCAUCUAUGGGUAGUCCAAUUGUGGUUAUAACGUUACAUCCAGGCCGAGGCUUGGAUGCAAAGCACGGUGCAAAGACGGAAGAUGCAGAAGGCAGGCUCAAGUUCCAUUUCCAGUCUUUUGUGUCUUUUAGUGUUGCACACAGGACAAUCAUGGCUCUGUGGAGGGCUAGAGCCUUAAGCCCUGAACAGAAGGCACAAAUUGCUGAUGAAGAAUCAGAUGAUAAGAGCCUGCAGAUGCUUGAGGAAGAAUCCACAUCCAUCAAAAGCGAUGAUGACUCUGAAAACAAAAGCCUCCAGAGUGAAGAGAGCGGAUCCUUCCUAGGCCUAGAGGAUGUCAGCUUGUCUAUUGUUUACUCCUCUGCUCUUUCAGUUCCUUUGAAUUUCGUGAUGGAGUUGUUCAGUGGGAGUGAAUUGGAGCGCAGAGCAAUGGAAAGAGCUCAUUGUGUGAAUUAUUCAACGAGUCCUUGGGAGUUUGAAAAGGCUGAUGUUUAUCAGAGACAGACUUAUUACAAGUUUGACAUAAGUGUUUCUCGUUAUGGAGGAGAGGUGACGACAAGUCAGCAAAAAUCUCGUCUUACCGAUAGAAAUGGUUGGCUUGUAGAAGAGGUGACAACGCUGCAUGGGGUCCCCCUUGGUGACUAUUUCACUCUUCAUACAAAGUACCAAAUAGAGGAUCAAGCUUCAAGAAGUAUGGGAUGCAAAGUGGUGGUGUAUUUUGGGAUUGCAUGGUUGAAAAGCACGAAACAUAAGAAAAAGAUCACAAAGAACAUACAUAUGAAUCUGCAAGACCGCAUGAUGAUUAUGUUCAGUACAAUCGAGAAGGAAUUUGUCUCAGGAAAAAAACAGAUGAUGCAGAGUGAAGCAACUUGAAAGAAGAAGAGAUUAAGAGCAUUUUUCACUCAAGCAUUGAAAUGCUGCAACUGGCGAGAUGGUAUGAUGGGAAUGGGGAUGAUGAUGAUCUUGCAAGUGAAUUUUUUUUCCUUUUGUACAGUUGUUGAUUGUAAUAAGGCAAGCAUUUGGAAGGAAUCAUAUUCAUAUAUGCAUACAGUACACUUGUGUAGAAUGUAGGAUUAGGAAGGAAAUAGCCUAGACUCAGAAUCCAUAGGAGGACAUACGUUUGUUUGUAUACUUUUGAAUUCCAUCAAAUAUAGACAGAC
Molecule: messenger RNA, 3871 nt
Organism: Cynara cardunculus var. scolymus (artichoke)
Lineage: Eukaryota; Viridiplantae; Streptophyta; Magnoliopsida; Asterales; Asteraceae
Product: C2 and GRAM domain-containing protein At1g03370
Exons: 9
Coding region: 450-3584 (1044 amino acids)
Source: RefSeq, a predicted model, not a curated record